UUUGCCGUCUUUAGAGACCAAAUGAUGGGGUAAUUUAUUGAAGGUUUGGUCUCAAUUACAGUUUGUACUAAGAACCAAAAAAGAGUUUGUAAGAACAUGUUAUAUCCCAUGUCUCUAUGGGAGUUACAUAAUAUCUAUAUAUAUAAAAAAAUGUUUGCUUCACUCCUGGGGUAUCCACGUCACCGUCCACAUCACUAAUUCGAAACCUGACGUCGCGACACCUGUCCCUCUUCCAAAACGCUGCACUUCGUCUUUGUUCUCUCUUUUUUUCUUCUCUUUCUGUCGUCUUCUUCUUCUCGCCGUAAUACUUCACCAAAACCGCCGACUUAAAAAUCGGAGACAUCCUUCCCGGUGAAUCUCCGGCGUACACACGCAGUCCAUCAAUCAAAAAUCACAUCCCACUCGAUCUCGAACACAGAGUUGGUAAAUAACCUUAUCGCCAUCAAUGGAGAACGGAGGCUCCACAUCCUCUUCCUCGGGAUUAUCAUCAUCUUCCCUUCAAGCCUCUAUGCAAGAAUUCAAACUCUUUGAGACUCAAUUGAAUUUCUAUAUGAUUGGCUGGAAUGGUAAUGGAGUGUAUAGAGUACUAAAGUUAGACCGUAUUGAUACGUCUGACCUUAAUAUCACUGAUAUUAUAUCAGUGAGGAUGCCACCGCCUAUACCAGAAAAGAAUGCUACGAGUUGCUUAAACGGAUACACGAAGGCAACAAGGCCACAUGCGGCCUCAAACUGGUCACUCUCUGUUAUGGCAUCAUUGGUAUUGUGUCGGUUAUGUUCACUGAAAGAUACAUUUUUUUACCUUUACAGAGUGUUCUCACAAUUUUAUUUUUUCGUGCUCCACAUUUAUGUGGUCUCAGGGUUCAUUAAGUUUUUGGGACCAUACUCCAUGCUGGUUAUUACCGAGAGAAGAGAGAUAUGCCAAAUUUGUGGUCACAUGGUCUAUGAAGUGUCCAAGAGUGAGAUCAUUUCUUUGCGUAAUUCUAGCGUGCUUUCCAACAUUGCAAAUUCAAGAGACGAGAACGUGUGUUUUCAUCUACCUUUUACUAUAUUAUGCCAUUUUUUUGUUUGUUCCAAGCUUAUUGUUGAAGAAAGUUUCUGUUUUUCCUUUCUGUUUGGUGAAAAGAGAGUGAGUACAUGUGUUUAUUUAUUACACACCUUCGACCUUUGUAUGAACUGUAGUCAUAACCUUUACGUUUCUUUAUCUGGUGUUUCCCACAUGUUGAUAAACAGGUACAAGAAGCUCAUGUGUAUGGUGGACCUUACAAAUGACUUCUUUUUCAGCUAUUCUUUCAAUAUAAUGCGUAGUUUCCAGAAGAAUCUAUGCAACCAUGAGAGUGGUGCUACACUCUAUAAGAAAAUGUUUGUGUGGAACGAGUUCUUGACUCGGGGAAUUCGACAUCAACUUUGGAAUACCGCCUGGACUGUAGCAUUGGUGUACGGUUUCUUUAAGCAAGUACAGCUAUAUUUUCUGCUCCUCACUGCCAAAGAGUAGAAAAGUUUUCCGGAAUUCCUUUUUUUUUUUUGUCACAACAACAGUUUUGUUAUUUGUGUACCAUUUUAUUUGGGAUCAUUAUAUUGCAUCCCUAUAUCAUGUUUUGUCUUCCACUAAAAGGUCUGCAAACGAAGCACUAUUGGUUUUUAUAGCUAUGUAUCAAUUUUGAUGUUCUUUGCUGACUAAUAAUAACUUCCUCAUUUUAAACAAA
This is a messenger RNA of Brassica napus (rape), 1703 nucleotides long. RefSeq names its product phosphoinositide phosphatase SAC4-like. The record is from RefSeq and is a predicted model, not a curated record. The coding region runs from base 446 to 1492 and encodes 348 amino acids. NCBI's taxonomy places the organism in Eukaryota, Viridiplantae, Streptophyta, Magnoliopsida, Brassicales, Brassicaceae. The transcript has 3 exons. Gene Ontology annotation, biological process: phosphatidylinositol dephosphorylation. Gene Ontology annotation, molecular function: phosphatidylinositol-3,5-bisphosphate 5-phosphatase activity. Gene Ontology annotation, cellular component: intracellular membrane-bounded organelle.